This is a messenger RNA of Nicotiana tabacum (common tobacco), 1539 nucleotides long. RefSeq lists its product as uncharacterized. Lineage: Eukaryota; Viridiplantae; Streptophyta; Magnoliopsida; Solanales; Solanaceae. The record is from RefSeq and is a predicted model, not a curated record. Gene Ontology annotation, biological process: tRNA pseudouridine synthesis. Gene Ontology annotation, molecular function: RNA binding; pseudouridine synthase activity.
AGUGAAUAUGUCGGCUUAACCAUAAUAACCAAAAAGUAUUGCGUACUAUUUAGGAACUACAAGGAAACAUUUUGAAAACGCACUCCAACUCUACUGCAUCCCGCCGCUAGUUUUUAUCUCCGGCGAGUGGGUGAUGUUAAGGUGCCCAACGGCAGUAAGGACUCUGAGAAAUCUGAUGGAAAAUCAUUCUCACAUUCCUUCUGCCCACCAAAAGGCCCAUUUUCACUAUAACCAUACUGAUUCUCCCAACUUCUCCCGAUGGACUGCCAAAGAAUGUUACCAGUUCAUGUAUGCAAGGCCGUGGCACAAAGUUGUUGACUUUUAUGCGGACAUGGUGAAAGGCCACACUUCAUUGUCAGGAUUAUUUGGAAAAGAGACACAAGCUGAGCAUGAAGAUGCUGAAAUUCGAGGGGAUGAGAAAUCCGAGGUAGUGAGUUUUCCAGUUAAAGAUAGGGGCGGUAGGUGGGAGAGAGUAACUUUUAAGAUUGUCCUUUCCUAUCAUGGAGGUUCUUUCGAUGGAUGGCAGAAGCAGCCUGGUCUGAAUACCGUCCAAGGAUUGGUUGAAAGAUCUCUAGGUCAGUUUGUUGAUGAGAGGAAGGCUCAAUUAUUAAAAGAUAAGAACUUACCAUUAGAAGCAUGCACUGUAGUUGCUGGGCGUACCGACAAGGGCGUUUCAGCCUCUCAACAAGUUUGUUCUUUCUACACUUGGAGAAAGGACGUUAAACUUCAAGAUGUACAAGAUGCCAUUGAUAAAGCAGCACCAGGAAAGAUCAGGGUAGUUUCUCUCACCAAGGUAUCACGAGAUUUUCAUCCCAACUUCUCUGCAAAAUGGAGACACUAUUUGUAUAUAUUCCCUAUUGAUGUAUUAAAUGGAGAGCAAGAUGGUCAAAUCUGGAUCAACAGUUGCACUGAUGUUAAUCAACAGAAUGAAUGUGAUAAAAGUGCGAUUGAAGAAAGUAAUGUAGAUGUAAUGGAUGAUGACAAUGACGAGCUGGUGCAUGGAAACAAACCAACCAUGCUUGAAGUAAGCAAGGUUAACCGGCUUUUAGGUCAUCUUGAAGGAAAGCUUUUAUCUUACAAAAUGUUUGCACGAGAUCUUAAAGCUUCAAGGAACACUGGUCCACCAACAGAGUGUUUUAUCUUCCAUGCUAGAGCUAUUGAAACCUCAAUACCAUGUGUAAAGGACGGGAGUGAUAUGAAGACGAUGUGCAUUGAGUUGAUUGCUAACCGUUUCUUGCGGAGGAUGGUUCGUGUUCUUGUGGCAACAGCGAUUAGGGAAGCAGCUGCUGGAGCCGAUGACGAUGCCUUGCUGAAGCUGAUGGAUGCCACGUGUAGGCGUGCCACUGCUCCACCUGCUCCACCCGAUGGUCUUUGCAUGGUCGAUGUAGGUUAUACAGAUUACGAUAGAAGAAACUGCCUGAUUCCUUAAUACAACCAAUUGUACCAUUUUUCUUUUUUUCUCUUGUAAUACCUUGGAACUUCAGAUACAAUGUUUUUUUUCUUUUAGCUAGUCCAAUAACAAUGACAACUUUGUCUUUU